Messenger RNA from Pogonomyrmex barbatus (red harvester ant), 2009 nucleotides. Its product is annotated as Myosuppressin receptor 1. Gene Ontology annotation, biological process: G protein-coupled receptor signaling pathway. NCBI's taxonomy places the organism in Eukaryota, Metazoa, Arthropoda, Insecta, Hymenoptera, Formicidae. Gene Ontology annotation, molecular function: G protein-coupled peptide receptor activity. Gene Ontology annotation, cellular component: plasma membrane. The record is from RefSeq and is a predicted model, not a curated record.
ACUCCAAUUAAUCUCUGACUUACAAUUUACUCCAACUGUGCAAUGUUCUUCGUUAAAAAGACUACAAAAAGACUAUUGUUGUAAACGGUAAUGAUUCAGCCAAAAGAAAUCGGAACUUCGAAGCGCGUGAAACAAGACGAGUUCAUCGAUCCUUCGUGGCCCACGGAAGUGCACUUUGCUCGCUCGCAGGAUCACUUCACUCCAUUCAAAGAUGAAUGACUCCGGCUUGAACUUCACGUCUGCGGCGCCUACAGAACCUACAGGAUACGAGUGCGGCCCGGACUUGGAAUCCUUCCACAAUUGGUACGCUCAGGUACACGGCUGGGCUAGUUUGCUGGUAUGCAUAUUCGGCUCGAUCGCUAAUGUUCUCAAUAUCGCGGUGUUGACGCGUCGCGAAAUGCAAUCACCCACCAACAUGAUCCUCACCGGUCUCGCCGUGGCCGACCUCCUCGUGAUGAUCGAGUACAUCCCCUACGCGAUCCACAUGUAUCUCUAUAAACGAUCCCGCAAGGACACCUUCACCUACGGCUGGAGCAUUUUCGUGCUGUUCCACUCGAACUUUGCUCAGGUGUGUCACACGAUCUCGAUCUGCCUGACGGUUACCCUGGCAGUCUGGAGGUACAUCGCGGUGGCACACCCGCAGAGAAAUCGCGAAUGGUGCAGCGACAAACGCACCUUCCUGAUGAUCGCCUUCGCCUACGUGUCCUGCCCGAUACUUUGCAUACCACUUUACAUCAACACCGAGGUGAGAUCUCAAGUGGAAGUACUGGACGAGUGGGGAAUGAGCGUGAACCUGACAAAACUCCAGCAGACGAGCAAUGGCACGUCUCUCGAGGGUAUGACUAAUACCACGCUGUACUUUGUAAAGCUCACCGAGUCUCCUAUCAGCAAUGUUCUCAACGACAUCAACGUCUGGAUCUACAGUGUGGUAAUUAAGCUGAUACCAUGCGUGGCAUUGACCGGAUUAAGUAUCAAGCUAGUCAAAGUAUUGUUGGAGGCAAAGCGAAGGCGGAAGAAACUCACUACGAAGAACAUCGCGAUCAAAAUGGGCAAUGGCAAAGAGCACACUUGCGAGAAACCCAAAAAGAAGAGAAAGGCUAACGAUAAAGAAAGACAGACUGACAGGACUACGGGGAUGCUGCUGGCGGUACUCCUGCUAUUCCUCCUCACGGAAUUGCCGCAGGGCAUUUUAGGAUUGCUCAGCGUAAUAGUGGGCCCGAGUUUCUUUAAAACGUGCUACAUAAUGUUGGGCGAUGUGAUAGACAUUCUGACACUCAUAAACUCGGCCAUCAAUUUCAUCCUGUACUGCACCAUGAGCCGACAGUUUCGCACAACUUUCAAUCAGUUGUUCUGCAACCGAUGGCGAUUGAUCGGCAGGUGGAUGGCGGUGCCGCAUCAACCGAUGGAGAACAACGGGCACACCGGGACCAAUCACACAGUGACCCAAGUCACCCAGGUCUAGCGUCGAAGAAAUCGACGGACCUUUUGCUAUCCGGUGUAAAGAGCUCGCUGAUUAGCUUCCUUUUAGACACGUGUACUGCAAGCCCGCGAAUAGAAAGAGGGUUUUCUGAUUCUCCGUCCGCCAGCAUGGCGGUAAGCAAAGAGAGGUGAAAUUUAUUUGCUCGCUACCGCCACCAGUCUUAAUUGCGUCGUCGUAGCCAACUUUACAACGCCCGGGGCAUCUUCAAGCCCGUUCCGCUGCCCCGGACAUACGACACACCAAAUGUGUAACAAAUAUUUGCUUCAGUUAGUUGGCGAAUCGUUAUGUUUUUCCAACAUGUGUUUUAUUUCGAUAUUUUGCAUGUUACUUUGUUACAUUACAAUCAGUCAGCGACUGCCAUCAAAUUGACGAUACGCACAACGGUUAUACUUAAUAACAAAUGUUGUGAUAUGUGCAGACACUUAUAAGUCGUCAUUAGUCAUUUAAAUGCCUAAUCGUACCUUUAUACUCAAGAUAGCUUCAUUUAGAAAAUUAUCAAUUUUCCAGUGGUAAUAUAAAUAAUUAUAAA